Patella vulgata (common limpet) is the source of this 3178-nucleotide messenger RNA. RefSeq names its product glutamate receptor 3. Gene Ontology annotation, molecular function: glutamate-gated receptor activity; transmitter-gated monoatomic ion channel activity involved in regulation of postsynaptic membrane potential. Gene Ontology annotation, biological process: modulation of chemical synaptic transmission; synaptic transmission, glutamatergic; monoatomic ion transport. The record is from RefSeq and is a predicted model, not a curated record. The coding region runs from base 253 to 3030 and encodes 925 amino acids. Gene Ontology annotation, cellular component: plasma membrane; postsynaptic membrane. NCBI's taxonomy places the organism in Eukaryota, Metazoa, Mollusca, Gastropoda, Patellidae. The transcript has 17 exons.
AUCAACUAUCCAUGGCAUUCCAGUUAAAUGUCUGAUGCUUUAAAGUAGGAUAGUGGCAAACCAAUUGAAAACAACAGUAACAAAGCCAUUGCGUGGAAAUUGAAGAUUUUUGUAAAUUAACACAUAUAUGGAGAAUCUUUGCACGCUUUUGGAUGUCACGUGAAGGCUGAAUUUCUCUUUUCCGUGUCUAAGUGUUUAUGGUGUCUGUCGGCCAUCUUUAAAGCUUCGUGGUAGCAGGAGACAUUAAAGAAAAUGAGUUUAAUAUUGAUGUUAAUCGUUGGUAUUCUAAUAGCAGAGGGGGAUACAGCAAAGGAACUACCUAUCGGCUUGAUAUUGGAUGAACAUGCACAUGAAGCAGAGAUGGCGUUUAAUUUUGCAACUAUGGUUAUCAACAAUGACCCAACGUUUCCUAGGUUAAGCGGACGCAGAAUGACGUUAAAGGUUUUGUCGAUUAACAGAACGGAUGUUUCUGACAACUAUAAACUAGGAGCUGCCAUUUGUAGUAUGGCGAAUAAAGGUGUAUCAGCAAUCAUCGGUAUUAGCCACCCAGUAUCCUAUAAUACUAUACAGUCAUAUAGUCACGCUCUACAGAUACCGUAUAUACUAGUAUCACCAUCACGAUCAUCAUCUACAGAUAUUUAUAAAUAUGAUAUUAGUCUAUCACCACCUUAUUCUGAGGUUGUCAUUGAUCUGAUUGACAGGUUACAGUGGCCUAAAGUAUAUUAUAUAUACGAUUCCGAUGAUGGUUUAUGGAGAUUACAGAAAGUGUAUCAAUACUUUCAAAGACGAAAAUAUGGUCAUAUAAUAAUUGACGCUUAUCGAAUUAAAUCUGUUGAAAAUUCAUAUGAUCAGCUACGACGACUGGAUAAUAAAGAAUUUGAAAUCAAGAGAAUUGUAUUGGAUUUGUCAUCAGCCGACUCUUAUAGAACUAUUUUAGAACAGGUUGUUGAUAUGGGAAUGAACAGAGAUAAUUAUCAUUAUAUACUGUCAGGAUUGGGUGCUGUAGAUCUGAACAGCUCAAAUUUUUACGACAUGUUUUUAUAUGGCGGUGUAAAUAUAACAGCAUUUAAUGUGAUCAAUACUUAUGGUGAUAUGUACAAAAGAUGGGGACGAUUGGCACAGAAAUACAGUCGACAAUUCAAAAAUAUAUUUCCAUUUAAGACGAACACGGCAUUAAUGAUAGAUGCCAUUAUGGCUCUUUAUGAAUCAAUUGCACCGUUAUACGAUCAAAAUGAUUUGAGAGAUGAAAAAUUAUUUCGACCGAAUAAAGACAAGUUGAAUCAGGAGGUUCAAUGUAGAGCUGAAUUAUUGAGACCAUCAAGAUUUGGUCAUUAUGUCCUUAAUACUCUGUUACAGGUCAGAUUUCAGGGAUUAACUGGUUUAAUUGUAUUUGAUGCUCAUGGAGUCAGGAUUAAUUAUUCUUUAGAUGUGAUGAAUCUAGGAUUCCAAGAAUCCUUUAAAAAGAUUAAAACCUGGACACCUCGUACUUCUAAAGAAUUGCCGGAUUACACCAUCAAAAUAAAUGCAUCAUCACUUUAUAACCGAACUCAGAAAAUAGCAACAGUAAUGGAACAACCAUUUACAAUGAUAAAGAAAGAAAGAGAUGGGGAACCACCACAUGGAGGAUCUCAGGGUUAUGAAGGGUACUGUGUAGAUUUAAUAGCUUUAGUGGCUAAAAAGGUUGGUUUUGAAUACGUAUUGUUGCCGAGUAAUGAUUAUGGUAAGAAGUUAGAAAAUGGUUCAUGGACUGGUAUGAUAGGAGAACUAGUCAGAAAGGAGAAAGAUAUUGCUGUUGCAUCUUUGACUAUAACAGAAGAACGUGAACGAGCUGUAGAUUUCUCUAAACCAUUUAUGAGUACUGGUAUCAGUAUAAUGAUAAAGAAACCGGAUAAGCAAAAACCAGGUGUCUUCUCUUUUAUGCAACCAUUGGACAAAACAGUAUGGAUUUGUAUUGGUAUCGGAUUUCUAGCUGUCAGUUUCGUAUUAUUUUUUGUUGGUCGAUUCAGUCCUUAUGAAUGGAGUGGAGAUGGAGAUAAAGAUGAAGAAGUCGCCAACACGUUUACAAUAUCCAAUACCAUGUGGUUUUCCUUAGGGGCGUUGAUGCAACAGGGCUCUGAUAUAUCCCCGAGGUCACUUUCAGGUCGUUUGAUAGGGAGUGCUUGGUGGUUUUUUACUUUAAUUAUUAUUUCUUCCUAUACUGCUAAUCUAGCUGCUUUUCUUACCAUUGAAAAAAUGUUAACACCUAUAGCUUCUGCUGAUGAUUUAGUUAAACAAAGUGAUAUUAAAUAUGGGACAAAAUCUGAAGGUUCAUCGUGGACAUUCUUCGAGGAAUCCCAAGUGCCAGUGUAUUCCAUUAUGUAUAAAUAUAUGAAAGACAAUAAAGACACAGUAUUACACGGGGCAGUUGAAAAUGGUGUUGAAAUGGUUAGAAACAACAAAGGAAAAUACGCCUUUUUACUGGAAUCAACAAUGAAUAACUAUUAUAAUCAACGUGAACCAUGCGAUACUAUUAGAGUGGGUGAUAAUUUAGAUAAUAAAGGAUAUGGUAUAGCUACACCUGUUGGUUAUCCUCAUAGAGAUACUAUAAAUAUUGCUGUAUUAGAAUUACGUGAAGUGGGAGAAUUGCAUAAAUUAGAACAGAAGUGGUGGUAUGAUAAAGGGCAAUGUGGGAAUGCAGAUGGGAGUAAGGAUGCUUCACAGAGUGCCCUAACUUUAAGUAACGUAUCUGGUAUCUUCCAUAUAUUAAUUGGUGGACUUGUCCUGGCCAUGAUAACCUCAUCAUUAGAAUAUUUGGUUCAACGAAAAUUAUACGCAAAUAAAGCGAAGAAAAAUGCCAAGAAGGGCCCAGCCGUAAAGCAAACGGUCGUAACGAGAAGACGGCGGCAUGUGGAUAGAGAUAAUCUUGAUGGUGCUGGUCCUGGUGUUACUUCCUACUCACCAGAACGUGAAAAUGGAGGAUAUAAUAUGGCGACUGGUGGUGCUCAACUGAUCCAUUUUGAUUCUCAUCCUUCAGAUCACACAGAAAUAUAGUUAAUAAUGCACACUAGCAGAACAAUGUUUUCUCUUAUUACAGAACGUGACUAUUAUCUUUCAUAGCUUACUUUACGUGUAAAUAUUUAUAUAACUAUGCUUUUAAUUUAUUUUUAUUCCAAUUUUGAUAUAAAUAAAAUGUUGAAGA